Molecule: messenger RNA, 4341 nt
Organism: Vitrella brassicaformis
Lineage: Eukaryota; Vitrellaceae
Source: the annotation of a GenBank genome assembly
CUUCGAUUCGAGAAAGCCCCGCACGACACACAGUAACUAGCGGAUGAAGACAGAUAGACAGAACAAAGGCACAUAUAAACAGACAUAGAUAGACAGACAGACAGAAUGGGAUGGACAAAAAUCGGUCAGCCUGACGAGACCCCUGCGUCGCUUUCACCACCACCAGCACCAUUACCACCACCAGUAUUGUCACGACCGACAGGCGAACGAGGCGGGGGGUCAUAUCUACACCAACCAACCAACACAUACACACAGACAGACACCCCAUUCCUCACCACGCACCGAACUCCCUAUCCAGUCCCUUCUCACCUGUGUGUGGCGUAAUAGGCCGAAAACGGGCUCUUUUCUCCCUUCUGCAGCUGCAGCGUACUGUCGCCCUGCUGUGUGCGUCUCUGUUUUCUCUGCUGCUGCUGCCAGUCCCAGUGCCGCUUCAUCAUGGCCCAGUAGGGCCGCAGCCGCUGACGCUCGCGCAUUGAACUGAAAGACGCCACGGACACGUGCCCGCUCGACUGGGAAGCGCAGGGAGACGACUCAUCGGGGGCGUCACGAGGCGCGUUCCGACGGGUGGUGGAAUGCUGCUUGGCAUCUACACGCAGACAGAGGGACAGAAAGAGACAGACAGACAGGUAUACAUAUGAUGUGAGUUGCCGUUGGUGUUGCGCGCGUAGCGCCUGUGCGGUGCGUGUGGGGUUGCUUACUUCUGUUGGUCCUUGUGUCUGGUGGGGGUGGUCCGAUGAUGGCCCCGGGCUGAGGGUCCUUCUGCCGCAGCGCCUCGGGGUUGGCAAUGCGGGUCUCCAGCGCCACAAUCCCGCUGGCCAGCACGCCCUCACUCCUGCCGCUGGGCGUUAUGGGCGUCACAUGCCCAUCGUCCUCACUGACCUCAUCGGUCUCUCCCACACCCAUGCAUGGCGAGUCUCCGUCUUCCUGCUGCUGCUGGUGUUGCGCUUCUGACUGUUGGGAGGAGCCCAUUCUGGCGUGGAACUGGAGGAAGUGGUGUGGGAUCUCCACCCCCUCAUGGACGUCGAUGUCCGAUAGGCCGAACACCCCCUUGCCGUGAUGCGAUGAGGACCCACUGGUGACACCCGCACCAUGACUGUGGCCCUGCCUCGCCGACGAGAUGCUGCCAUUGACCAUCACAGGCGACUCCACGAAAGGCAGCCGCGUCGCCGCCGCCCGUGACCGUCUGCCCAGGUCGGUGCCGGACACACCACUGGCUGGCGACAAGUCGACAGGAUCGUCGCCGGGCGGCUGUGGCGGCGCGUGGCUCUCCACCGGGGAGUCGUCUUCACCACCCUCAUCCUCUCGGGCCAUGAAUGGCGACUGCUCCUCCUCCUCUGCGAUGGCGGAAGGCGGGCGGUGGACACUCGAGGAAUGGGGGCGGCUGCGGUGCCCCUGGUGACGCUGGUGAUCCGGAGGCAAGAUGGUCUCCUCGAUGCCGAGCUCGGCCGUGAGCCACUCCUCCAGAGGCCGCCCCUCCCUCAGGAUGUCCCUGAAGCGCUCCAGCCACGGCGGCCUCUUCUGCCGCCGACAAGAGGUGGCCUUGCCGCUCCGGGCCGAUUGGGAUCGUGGUGGGAGCGAUGUCGGCUGGUGAGACGGCCGGCGGCCUGGCGAAGAGGCCGCACGCGGAAGAGACGACUUGCGGCCAGACCUGACUUGCGUGUUCUGGGGCUCCCUGAGACCGCUCUGCUUCCGCCUGGGAAGGCCAGACGGCCAGGGGUCCUUGUCUGAGGGGUAGUAGGGGCUCUGCUUCGGGUCAAAGUGCGAGGGAGUGGCCGCCCUGCUGCGCCCGCUGCCACUGCCGUUGCCGUUGCCGGCGCUCCUGCGUCUCCUCUUGUCGGUUGCCGAUGGUGCCGAUGGUGCUGGUGGUUGGCGGCAAGGCAGCGUGCGUGUCCUGAAGAGCGGGGAGGACGCACUGGCACUGCUGAGGCCGCUCGGGUCAUCCUCAUUGUGCCUCGCGCCCGCCCGCCUGACCGUGACCUGCGAUGGGGGGCUGCCCACACGCGAGAGGGGUGUCUGGCCGUGGCCGGCCGAUGGCGCACGAGAUAGGGGCAUGAAGGGAAGGGCUGGGGCGGCGAAGAAGGAUGGCUGCUGCCACGGUGGCGAGUACGGCGAAGGGCCGUCGUCGUCGUCAGCCUCGUGUCCGUGGGACGCUGUGGUGGGCGAGCCCUGUGACAUCAUGUCCAUCUUGGCCAUGAAGUAUAUCGGCUCCUCGACGGGCGGCGACCACUCGACCUUCUGGAAGGCACUCCGCUGGUCGGCUGCCAGCCUCGCCGCCGCAUCGGUCAACUGCCGAUCCAUCUCGCUCACGCCUCCUUCCUCCUCCUCCUCACUCACGGAGGGAGAGGAAGACAACUCCUGCCGAAGCGACAGCGGUGCGUCGUUGGGGCUGGUCGGCGGGGUGGAGCUGGAGCCUGCGUCGCGGUCACGUGUGCGAUGAUGGUGGUGGUGGUGGUGGUGUUCCUCGUUGAUCGGUGAGAGGGUGCCUGGUGGUGGGAUGAAGCGUGGGGGAAGGAUGGGUGGCCAUGCGGGAGGCGGGAAGGGGACAGCCAUGGGGUAGGGGUAGGGGAAGGACGGCAUCGACGGCGGGCGACCUGACGGCCAGGGAGGAUCUGACGAGAGGAGAGAGAAACACAACACAACACAACACCGGAGCGAUCGAUGUUUGUGCAUAUGAGAAAGGGAGGGACUUGCAGUGCAGUGUGCGUCUUUGUACCUUGUUUGGCCUGGAGAGCCAUCUGCAGCUGCUCGAUCUGGCGGUGCGCCUGAACAUAGCAACAAACAAAACACACCACCACCGUCAGUCACACGCUCGCCUCCCUCCCUCCCUCCAUCUGCAUGUCAUGUGUGGUAAGGAAUCACCUUGACGAGCUGGUCCUCCAGCGCCCUCUUCUCGCCAGAGUCUCCGACGCGGCCAACACCCGCGCCGUCGUCGUCAUCCCUCACCAGCAUUCCUCCCUCAGCAGCGCUCUCCACCCCGCUCACCCCGCCACCACUCAUACGCGACGAUCGACAGGGGCUGUUGUCGGUGGGCGACUGAUCCGGUGGAUCAAGGAUGAUUUCGCAUGACAGUGUGGGAGGGUGGUUGGGCGGGGAGGCCUGCACGGCCUCCUUGACCGUCGCUGAGCCGCUCGCCGUGGCUGUGGUGCUCUGCGGGGUGCCGGCGUUGAGGGUGCUCGUGCCGGCCUUGGUGCUGUUGUUGCUAGGGCUGGCCGUGCCGAUGCUGUCCUUCCUCUGUCUGUGGGACCUCCUGCGCGACCGCACCGAGUGCUGGUGGUGUUGGUGAUGCCUGUCAUGGGUGGUCCACAUGGACCACAUGGCCGCUGCCUGCGCCUGAGCGUAAGCCGCGUAGAGAGGAUCGCUGUAGGGCUGAUAGCCGUACCCGCCGUACCCACACGCCCCGGGGAUGGGAUGGGCGUAUGGAAAGCCGGGCAGCCCGGUGGCAGACACGUCAGAAGGUGGCAAGGGGGGUGAGGGGGACGUGGGCGGCCGGAGAGAUGCAGACGAGGUCGACCGCACUGGCUGGAACGUCGGCAGCAGCCGGACGCGCUCACCAGAGGGCGUCCGCACGAUGGUGGGCGACAUGGGGUCAUUCUCCCUCUCCUUGGAGACGUGCAGGUGCCUCUCGACCCCACUGCUGCCCCGCUGCAGCCCACUGGUGGUGGUUGACGACGAUGGCCGGCCUCGUUUCCUUCUAUCGGUAGCUGUGGUGGCUCUGCUCCUUUGGCUUGCGCGUGAGGAGGGGGAGAUGGCGACGCGCGGCUCUGAGGGGAUGGAGGGCGGAAAUCGCUCUAUUGAUGGGGCGAGGGGAGGGCCAUUGGGCUCGGCGUGACGAAGAGCGUGAAGACCUGACGAACGAAACCACAGACAGGACAGACAGACAGGCACAACAAACAGGCCACCAAUUGAUGGCUCCUUUCCUCUCAGCCCGCCAGCCCUUCCCUUUCUGUUGGUCUCUCACUCACCAUUUCGCUUCUUGGUUCUCAGUGCGGCCCGGUCAGCUCUCCUCUCGUCGCCCCGACUCCCGCCUUGUCUCAUCGCCACGCCCACCUCCUCCAGACCCCUUGCUGUCCGCAGAGGCAUCACCCUGUCCGCUCAGCCCCCGCUCCUCCACACAAAAGGUAACAAGGAAGAGUGUCUCACGGAAGGCGAUAUAGGUUCCAUUGCGCUACUGCUGGGCGCAUCGGUGGGCGGCCAUCAGCCCUUUGGAAACGUUCGCUGCUUGGCGUGGCUCAAGCCGAGCCUCCAGAGGUGUCAGGCAUCAAAAUUCAGCGGUUCCACGGCCUGUCUGCAACAAGGGUGGGAUGGCGGUGCCACGAACACGUCAGGGAGGGAUCAUUCGUG